This is a messenger RNA of Penicillium oxalicum, 543 nucleotides long. RefSeq names its product putative extracellular thaumatin domain protein. The record is from RefSeq and is a predicted model, not a curated record. Bases 1 to 543 code for a protein of 180 amino acids. Lineage: Eukaryota; Fungi; Ascomycota; Eurotiomycetes; Eurotiales; Aspergillaceae. The transcript has a single exon.
AUGAUGUUCACCAAGACUUUCGGCAUUGCUGCCGCCUUCGCUGCCGUGGCCUCCGCGCUCCCUAACGGCCUGGCCAACAAGGUCCGCCGCGACGACGUCGCUACUGGCGGUUCCGUUCUGAUUACCAACAACCUGAAUGUCGACGUCUACGCCUGGUCCGUGACCGACGUCUCCGGUCCCAUGUUGGUUCUCCCCGCCAACGGUGGUGUCUACACCGAGGCCUGGAAGCUCAACCCCAACGGAGGUGGUGUCUCCAUCAAGCUGUCUACCGACCCCAACCAGCAGGAUGUGCUGCAGUUCGAGUACACCCAGGCCGUCGACACCAUCUUCUGGGAUCUGUCGUGCAUCAACAUGGGCUCGGACUCCCAGUUCACCAAGUAUGGCUUUGCGGUUCAGCCCACUGACGCAACCUCCUCUUGCCCCUCGGCCAUCUGCGCUGCCGGCGACACCGCUUGCUCGGAUGCUUACCUGCUCCCUUACGACGACUGGGCGACUCACGGCUGCCCCAUCAACACUGGUCUUUCUCUGACCAUCGGCCAGUAA